CUGUAGCAAGUGAGCUAGCUUUGCCCUCUGGUAUCAUGGCGUUAGCAGGAAACAUAGCGAAAGUAACUAGGUUGGGGUCGUAUAUUGGGAGAAGUCGUCGUUUAAUAUUUAACAGAAUACAAAGGCGAGGGAUUGCAGCUUGUAUCGAUCCUUCUGUCGGACUCUCAGAUGAACAGAAAGAAUUCCAAAAGGUGGCCUUUGAUUUUGCAGCCAAUGAAAUGGCACCACACAUGGCAGAGUGGGACCAAAAAGAAAUGUUCCCGGUGGAGACCAUGCGGAAGGCCGCCCAGCUGGGGUUCGGGGGGAUCUACGUGCAGCCGGACGUGGGCGGCUCCGGCCUGUCCCGACUCGACACGUCCGUCAUCUUCGAGGCCUUGUCCACCGGCUGCGUCAGCACAACCGCCUACAUCAGCAUUCACAACAUGUGUGCCUGGAUGAUUGACACAUUUGGCAACCCCGAGCAGAGGGAGAAGUACUGCCCUGAGCUCUGCUCCAUGGAUAAGUUUGCCUCCUACUGUCUGACUGAGCCCGGCAGUGGCAGCGACGCAGCUUCAUUAAUGACUACUGCACGGCUAGAGGGUGACCAUUAUGUUCUGAAUGGUUCCAAGGCUUUCAUCAGCGGGGGAGGGGACACAGACGUGUACGUGAUCAUGUGUCGGACUGGCGGAAAGGGUGCCAAGGGGAUAUCCUGCCUGGUGGUGGAGAAGGGCACAUCGGGGCUAAGCUUUGGCAAGAAGGAAAAGAAGGUAGGUUGGAACUCGCAGCCGACUCGUGCCGUCAUAUUGGAGGACUGCGCAGUGCCUGUGACCAAUCGCUUGGGCAAGGAGGGCCAGGGGUUCAAUAUCGCCAUGAAGGGCCUGAACGGGGGCCGGAUCAAUAUUGCUUCCUGUUCCCUCGGGGCGGCCCAUGCCUCCGUCCAGCUGGCGAGAGACCACCUGACGGUGCGCAAGCAGUUCGGGGAGGCGCUGUCCAAUAAUCAGUUCCUCCAGUUCAAGCUGGCGGAGAUGGCCACCAGGCUGGUGGCGUCGCGGCUGCUGGUGCGGCAGGCGGCGGUGGCCCUGCAGGAGGGCCGGCCGGACGCCGUCUCCCUCUGCUCCAUGGCCAAGCUGUUUGCCACCGAUGAGUGCUUCCAGAUCUGUAACCAGGCGCUGCAGAUGCACGGGGGCUAUGGCUAUCUCAAAGACUACGCUGUGCAGCAGUUUGUGCGGGACUGCAGAGUGCAUCAGAUACUGGAAGGCACUAAUGAAGUAAUGCGUAUGAUCAUCGCCAGGAGUCUAUUGACAGACUCAUAAGCUUUGUUCCCUGAGGUCAAUGCAGUACCUCACCUUGGGUGGACAGGGAAACGACUUGAUCUUCAGCUGCCUGGUUGGACAUUUUUGCUGAUACCACUUUGUGUGGUAGUUAUCCUGUGUCUGUGUAGCUGAGCGGCUGAUUCUCCCAGACAUCUUCAGCCUUCUGGGAAUUUACUGUAGAGAACAUGAAAAAUGUUUCUGUUGGUUCUUAUGCAUAAAUAGGUCAAUCACUACACCCAUUGAAACAUCAGCACUUAAAAAGUUAUACAUACGCAUACAAACAUAGAAAUAUUAUUUUUAUAUUAUGAAACUGGGGAAACAUUGGACGAGAAAAAGAAAUAUUCAUUGAAGUUGUCAUUUCUAUACAGCAACGGCUUAGCCUCUCAUUUUUCAUCUUGUAGAAACUGGAAGUAUUUUUUCAAGUUCAUACAAUUAACGAUAGCUUAUUCGGUCCAUAGGCUUAAACCUGAGCACAAUAAAUCAGUACUAAUGAAAGGAAAAGAAAAAUGAAAAUGAUUGUCCUGAGAAAGUGUUGUGUGUGGUAUUUAUUAAUAUUGUUUGUGGUACAGGGCAAGAUGUAAUUGCCCCAAAACCAGUCAAGCAUGUAAAGCAAGACACGCGAAUAGUGUGAACAGUCUCAUUUCAGUACAGGUGCACGCAGCACCUCUUGUGAAGGCCACCAGGGAUGCUAUCUAAGCAGGCUUUUAUGGAGGAUGUGAGAAUGGCUGGUGUGGUCUGGAACUGCUUUGGGGAAAUCAAACUUCAUUUCAGUUGUUUUUGCAAUAAAAUACAGUAAAUCUC
Molecule: messenger RNA, 2093 nt
Organism: Anguilla anguilla (European eel)
Lineage: Eukaryota; Metazoa; Chordata; Actinopteri; Anguilliformes; Anguillidae
Gene: acad8
Product: acyl-CoA dehydrogenase family, member 8
Exons: 11
Coding region: 36-1292 (418 amino acids)
Biological process (GO): lipid metabolic process
Molecular function (GO): acyl-CoA dehydrogenase activity; flavin adenine dinucleotide binding
Source: RefSeq, a predicted model, not a curated record